Molecule: messenger RNA, 1753 nt
Organism: Pipistrellus kuhlii (Kuhl's pipistrelle)
Lineage: Eukaryota; Metazoa; Chordata; Mammalia; Chiroptera; Vespertilionidae
Product: protoheme IX farnesyltransferase, mitochondrial
Exons: 7
Coding region: 81-1409 (442 amino acids)
Biological process (GO): heme biosynthetic process
Cellular component (GO): mitochondrial membrane; mitochondrion
Molecular function (GO): protoheme IX farnesyltransferase activity
Source: RefSeq, a predicted model, not a curated record
GGGAAGGAAGAUGGCGGCGCCCAGCAGCCGGUGAGGAGAGAGGACACGGGGCCCUCGGAGAGCGGCCGGACUCGUGCGCGAUGGCCACCUCCCCCCACACUCUCUCCUCACGCCUCCUGGCAGGAGGGGCAGGAGGGUGUGUCUGGUAUCUGGAGAGAAGAGCUGUGCAGGGAUCCCCGCACAGGUUUAUGCAUCUCUUCAGGAACGCCGGCAAGCAGUGGGUUACAUUUCAGCACUUCGCCUUCCUCAAGCGCAUGUACGUCACACAGCUGAACAGAAGCCUCCGCCAACAGAUAAAGCCGAAGUCAGAACCAAUGACCUCCUCUUUCCUUGAGAAAUCAUCUUCGAGUCAAGCCAAAGCGGAAGUAUAUGAGAUGAAGCCUUUUGCACCCUCCUCCCUAUCUUUGCCUAGAAAGCCUAAUGAAACCAAAUUGAUAGAACUAGAACCUGCCUCAAUAAUUGAAGGCUCAGUGGAUGUGGGAAAAGAGACAAAAGAUGAAAAGCAGUGGAAAGAGAUGAAGCUGCGUGUAGACGAUUUGCCAGGAAUUUUGGCUCGACUGUCCAAAAUCAAACUCACAGCUUUAGUUGUCAGCACCACUUCGGCGGGAUUCGCAUUGGCCCCGGGGCCCUUCGACUUGUCCUGUUUUCUGCUCACUUCCCUGGGAACAGGCCUGGCAUCCUGUGCUGCCAACUCCAUCAAUCAGUUUUUUGAGGUGCCGUUUGAUUCAAACAUGAAUAGGACAAAGAACAGACCUCUGGUUCGUGGGCAGAUCAGCCCGCUGCUCGCCGUGGCCUUCGCCACCUGCUGUGCCGUCCCCGGAGUCGCCCUUCUGACCUGGGGGGUGAACCCCCUCACCGGAGCCCUGGGGCUCUUCAACAUCUUCCUGUACACCUGCUGCUACACCCCGCUGAAGAGGGUCAGCAUCGCCAACACGUGGGUUGGAGCCGUGGUGGGCGCCAUCCCCCCCGUCAUGGGCUGGACAGCAGCAACGGGCAGCCUGGAUGCUGGAGCCUUUCUUCUGGGAGGAAUCCUCUACUCCUGGCAGUUCCCGCACUUCAACGCGCUGAGCUGGGGCCUCCGGGAAGACUACUCCCGCGGGGGCUACUGCAUGAUGUCCGUCACGCACCCCGCGCUGUGCCGGCGGGUGGCCCUGCGCCACUGCCUGGCGCUGCUCGUGCUGUCCGCCACCGCCCCCGCCCUGGGCGUCACCACGUGGACCUUCCCCGCCAUCGCACUGCCCAUCAACCUGUACAUUUCCUACCUCGGCUUCCGCUUCUACGUGGACGCGGACAGGAAGAGCUCCAGGAAGCUGUUCUUCUGCAGCCUGUGGCACCUGCCCCUGCUGCUACUGCUCAUGCUCACCUGCAAGCGGCCGACUGACAGGGACGGCGGGCAGCCCCGGAGCUGAAGUCGCUCCGGCCGCGGGGAAAACACCGGGAGCGCACACCUUGCCCUCUGCCGGGAGGCGAGAAUGGUGGGGAUUCGAGAGGAGAAAAGAAAUCCCCGGGUUCAGUACAAGGUUGCAAAGCGAUUUGGUGCUUCAUGAUCAUGCAACAACGUUUUCAGUGAUGACACACAAAAUCUUCCCAAAUAAGAUCUGGGCUGGCUCAGUGGGUUAAUACAAAGAAAGCCUAUAUUUCCCUUCCAGGGCCUUUACAUAUCUCUUCCCGCCCCUCCCCCCACUGCUGUUCUUCCUCACCUCCAUGAAUAAGUGCACCUCUUCCACCACCACCUUCCCCCAUCUCAAACCUC